This is a messenger RNA of Osmia bicornis bicornis, 620 nucleotides long. RefSeq lists its product as uncharacterized. The transcript is spliced from 2 exons. The record is from RefSeq and is a predicted model, not a curated record. The coding region runs from base 1 to 312 and encodes 103 amino acids. Lineage: Eukaryota; Metazoa; Arthropoda; Insecta; Hymenoptera; Megachilidae.
AUGACGCAAUUUAUUUACUAUCAGUAUGUUUUGAAACGCGAUUCUGCUAUGUCUUAUUCAGUGACUGAGUGGUGUGAUAUAACGGUUUAUAGGCAGACUUUUAUUAAUAUCUAUAAGUUGUUUAGAAGUACUGGAAGUGUAGAUGUAAGAAAGCGUAAAUGCAAAAAUCCUAUGACUAAGGAAGACAAUGAAAUUAAUAUUUUAGCAGCUAUAGCUGUCAAUCCACACGUGAGUACGAGAAAAAUUGCCCGACAAGCAGGCAUGAGUCAAAGUAAAAAUUCGAUUUUUCAAAAUCAAAUUAAUUUUUGUUAAUGGGGAUUGCAUCAAAAUCGUUCAUUUUUUCUAAUUUCUUGUUUACGGACGAAGCAACAUUCAGUAAUCAUGGCUCAAUUAAUCUACGGAAGGCCCAUUAUUGGUCUGUUAAUAAUCCGCACUGGCCUCGAGAAAUUGACCAUCAAUGACAAUGGAGCAUAAAUGUUUGCUGUAGUAUUUUGAACGGGAAAGUAAUAGGACCACACUUCAUUACCAGAACGAUGACAGGACAAACAUAUAUUCAAUUUUUGCACGAUCUGCCAAUUUUGUUGGAAGAUAUCUCUUUACAAAACGCUAUGAUAUGUGAU